AUGCCCUCCCCACCCACGCUGUUCUUCAUGUCAGUCUUCUUCCUGGAGACCUUGGCCGCCAUGCUGCAGAAUGGCAUCAUGGCAGCCGUGCUGGGCUGGGAGUGGGCGAGGGGCCGGGCGUUGCCCGCGGGGGACAUGAUUGUGGCCUGCCUGGCUGCCUCCCGGUUUGGCCUGCAUUGCAUGACCUUCACAAACAACCUCCUGAUCACUGUCAACUUCAGCCACGUAGCGUACUACUUUAACAGCCUCUGGGACUUCAGCAACAUUCUCACCUUCUGGCUGAACGCCUUGCUCUCUGCCUUCUACUGCGUGAAGAUUGCCUCCUUCUCGCACCCCACCUUCCUCUCGCUCAGGUGGAGGCUUUCCCGCUCUGUGCCCAGGCUGUUGCUGGGCUCACUGGCCAUCUCCAUCCUGGCCACUAUCUCCUCGACCACCGGGCAUAUCAUUGUGUCUCAUAUGAAGGCCUCCCAGCCUCCCUACACCAAUGGCAGCUGGGUUGAUCGAGCGAGGAUCUUCCAUCGGAACUUCUUCCUGCUCCACGAGAUACUGGCGCUCUCCAUGCCCUUUCUGCUGUUCUUGGUGUCCACGGUCCUCCUCAUGUUGUCUCUGCGUCGGCACAUGCACCAGAUGAGGUGCAGCCGCCAAGGGCCCCGAGACUCCAGCACCCAGGCGCACACCAUGGCCCUCAAGUCUCUGGGCUUCUUCCUUGUCUUCUACACAUUCUACUUCCUGUCUGUGCUCGUGGCCGUGUCGAACAUCGUGCCUCUGCAGCUCCACUGGUACUGGGCCUGGCAGGUGGUGACCUACACCGGCGUCUUCCUGCACUCCACCUUCCUGCUGCUCAGCAGUCCCAGGCUCAGGAGGGCCCUGAAAAACAGGCUGCAAGGCUGCGGGGCCACAGGCUGUAGGGGCCUGGACAGAGGGUAG
Messenger RNA from Loxodonta africana (African savanna elephant), 927 nucleotides. Its product is annotated as taste receptor type 2 member 62-like. The record is from RefSeq and is a predicted model, not a curated record. NCBI's taxonomy places the organism in Eukaryota, Metazoa, Chordata, Mammalia, Proboscidea, Elephantidae. Gene Ontology annotation, cellular component: membrane. Gene Ontology annotation, molecular function: G protein-coupled receptor activity; bitter taste receptor activity. The transcript has a single exon. Bases 1 to 927 code for a protein of 308 amino acids. Gene Ontology annotation, biological process: detection of chemical stimulus involved in sensory perception of bitter taste; G protein-coupled receptor signaling pathway; sensory perception of taste.